AUGCCAUUUGCACAACCGAUAAUCACGCUCAUAUAUAAUCCAUCUUGUAGCAAGUCAAAUUUAGCUCUUUCAAUUCUUCAAGAAGCUUUAACAAAACAACCUGGUGUAUUCAAACUUGAUAUUCUUGAUUAUCAAAAGCAGCCACCAACAAAAGAUCAAUUAAGAAAUAUUGUUCAAUACCUUGGUAUUGAACAUAACUUAAAUCAAAUUCUUCGAGAUAACGUUUCGAUUACAACCAGUGGAGAAAACACACAAGAAACGAUAAAGACAGCUCUUAGUGUUAGUGAAUUGACAGAGGUGAUUAAACAACAGCCUUCCAGACUACAAAGACCUAUUUUGGUAGAUUGGAAUAAUGGUAAAGCUAUUAUCGCUCGCCCCCCAGAAAAAGUCGAGGAAUUUUUGAAAGAAUUGG
Messenger RNA from Racocetra fulgida, 412 nucleotides. NCBI's taxonomy places the organism in Eukaryota, Fungi, Glomeromycota, Glomeromycetes, Diversisporales, Gigasporaceae. The record is from the annotation of a GenBank genome assembly.